This is a messenger RNA of Venturia canescens, 4164 nucleotides long. RefSeq names its product V-type ATPase subunit a family protein Vha100-2 (gene Vha100-2). Gene Ontology annotation, cellular component: plasma membrane; vacuolar proton-transporting V-type ATPase complex; vacuolar proton-transporting V-type ATPase, V0 domain. Gene Ontology annotation, molecular function: ATPase binding; proton-transporting ATPase activity, rotational mechanism. Bases 579 to 3161 code for a protein of 860 amino acids. The record is from RefSeq and is a predicted model, not a curated record. Gene Ontology annotation, biological process: vacuolar acidification; proton transmembrane transport. The transcript has 14 exons. NCBI's taxonomy places the organism in Eukaryota, Metazoa, Arthropoda, Insecta, Hymenoptera, Ichneumonidae.
GACCAGUCUUUUUCAACACGUCGACCGGUUGCAUUCGCACUGCGAGGCCCUCCGUUCCGUGCCACGAGCGUGUCACAAACAACGGACUUUUGAUUAUCUUUUCUCUUAAAAAUCUACCGAGUUCAUCUUUUCCGCCAUAGAUAUAGGAGCUUCGUGUGUGAAGGAGAGUUAACGCGAUGAGAAACACUUAAUCGCGCAUCUUUUGCAGUCGAUAGUGCAACAGGUGCUUCCGAUGUCGGGAGUAUUAUUUAACAAUUUGACAAUCCGUUUGUCGGAUUAUUUAACCAAGCGAAAAAGCCUUUUCAUCGUGAAUAAUUAAUGAUCAAAGUGCAAAAAUCAAUCGAGUAUCUCGGAGGUUAUGUGCCAUUCUUAACGAGCAGUGAGCCAGUUUUUUUUCUUCAUUUUAAACAGCCCCCACGUGCUUUUUAGAAAUUUCAUAUCGAGCUUCAGCGACGAUGGAAUAUUUGACGGAAAAUUUCUCCUCUUGAGUGGAUUUUGGAUGAAAACAAACACUUCGUUUUUUCGUUCCACCCAAUACUGGCUUUUGAGAUAAAGGAAAGGAAGGAAAGUGAACAGACAUGGGGAGCAUGUUCAGGAGCGAGGAAAUGGCACUCUGCCAGCUGUUCAUUCAGCCAGAGUCGGCCUAUCUCUCGGUUUCGGAACUCGGCGAGACAGGAACCGUUCAAUUCCGUGACCUGAACGGCGACGUGAAUUAUUUUCAACGUAAAUUCGUGAACGAGGUGAGAAGAUGCGACGAGAUGGAGAGAAAGCUUCGCUACAUCGAGGCGGAGGUGAAAAAAGACGGUGUCGAGAUUUCGGACGACAUGACCGAAUUGCCGCGAGCCCCGAACCCUCGCGAGGUCAUUGAUCUUGAGGCACACAUAGAAAAAACUGAAAACGACAUACUCGAGCUCAGUCACAACGCUGUUAAUCUGAAGAGUAAUUAUCUAGAGCUCACCGAGUUACGUCACGUUCUGGAAAAGACCCAAGUUUUUUUCACCGAGAAUCAAGGUUCUUUUUUUGGUAUGCAUCAACAGGAGGAGGCCAACGAUUCAAUUACUAGAGCGCUUAUCAACGAGGAGCCACAAUAUCAGGGACCAGCUGCACGAGGACGACUCGAAUUCGUUGCCGGUGUAAUCAAUCGUGAACGAGUGCCGGCCUUCGAGCGGAUGCUGUGGCGAAUUUCACGCGGCAACGUUUUCCUCCGGCAAGCUGAACUCGACAAACCACUGGAGGAUCCGAACACGGGGAACGAGAUAUACAAGACGGUUUUCGUAGCUUUCUUCCAAGGAGAACAACUCAAGAGUCGUAUCAAAAAAGUAUGCAGCGGUUUCCACGCUUCCCUGUAUCCUUGCCCAAACAGCCACGCCGAGAGGUUAGACAUGGUCAAAGGUGUUCGUACUCGUCUCGAGGAUCUCAACCUGGUUCUCAAUCAGACGCAGGAUCAUCGUCAAAGAGUCCUCCACAACGUUGCCAAAGAACUUCCCAACUGGAGCAUCAUGGUACGCAAAAUGAAGGCCAUUUAUCAUACGAUGAAUCUCUUCAACAUGGACGUAUCGAAAAAGUGUCUUAUCGGAGAAUGCUGGGUACCGAUGGCCGACCUCGCUAUUGUUCAAAGCUGCCUCACCGAAGGAUCGUAUGAUGUAUCGCAGCGUUUAUGUGGAAGUUCGAUACCUUCGUUCCUAAACGUCAUUCACACGAACGAAGAUCCUCCAACGUUUAAUAGAACGAACAAGUUUACCAAAGGAUUUCAAAACUUGAUAGACGCUUAUGGAGUCGCGUCGUAUCGCGAGGCGAAUCCGGCCCUCUACACCAUCGUCACAUUCCCAUUUCUCUUUGGCAUCAUGUUCGGUGAUGCUGGACACGGUCUGAUAAUGACGUUGUUUGGUGGCUGGAUGGUAAUCUGGGAGAAAAGCUUGUCCCAGAAGAAAAAUGGUGGCGAAAUAUGGAAUAUAUUCUUCGGUGGACGUUACAUUAUACUUCUCAUGGGAUUUUUCUCCAUUUACACCGGGAUUAUUUACAACGACAUGUUCUCCAAGUCCAUCAACGUGUUUGGCUCGAGUUGGAGUGCCAAGACGUUCUCGGCCCACGAUUUACUCACUAAUGAAACUAUGACUCUCGAUCCGGCGACGUCACAGUACUUUCAGGUACCGUACCCCCUGGGUAUGGAUCCUGUCUGGGCACUCGCUAAAAAUAAAAUCAUAUUUCUCAACUCUUACAAGAUGAAAUUGUCCAUUAUUUUUGGCGUCGUCCACAUGAUGUUCGGUGUGUGCGUCAGCAUGGUCAACAUCAUACACUUCAAGAAGUACUCGAGUAUCGUCUUCCAAUUUUUGCCGCAAUUGCUGUUCCUCGUUCUCUUGUUCACUUACAUGGCGGUCCUCAUGUUCAUCAAAUGGAUCGCUUUUGCCGCUACAACCAAGCCCGAAGAGUUCGCUUCGUCGCCAACUUGCGCUCCGUCCGUCCUCGUAACUUUUAUCAACAUGAUGCUUUUCCACGAAGCGAAAGUAUCCGAGGGAUGUUCGGAAUUUAUGUUUCCUGGUCAGGCAAUAACGCAAAAAAUUUUCAUUGCCGUCGCACUGGUUUGCGUUCCUGUGAUGCUUUUUGGAAAACCAUUUUAUAUUUUAGCAACGAAGAAAAAACCACGCAAGAAUCAGCAACACACGAAUGGCUCGGCUUCUCAGGAUAUCGAGCUACAGAGCGAAGCGCUCCCGGUCCCUUCGACCAGUGAAAGUCGUGGCGGAAGUGACCCCCACGGCGAAGACACAGGGUUUGGUGAAAUAAUGAUCGUCUCGGCGAUCCACACCAUCGAGUACGUCCUGUCAACUGUCUCCCACACUGCGUCGUAUCUUCGUCUUUGGGCGUUGUCUUUGGCUCAUGCACAACUCUCCGAAGUACUGUGGACACAAAUUCUUCACAUGGGAUUUGGGGCCGAGGAUGGUGAAUGGUUCAAAAGUGCUUUCGCUUUCAUUGCCUUUGGUGCGUGGUCGUUUUUCACCAUAGCCAUUCUCGUCAUGAUGGAAGGCUUGUCAGCUUUUCUUCAUACGCUGCGACUUCACUGGGUCGAAUUCAUGAGCAAAUUUUACGACGGCCAAGGUUAUCUGUUUCAACCGUUCUGUUUCAAGAGCAUAUUGGACGCCGACGAUACUGAGGAGUUGAAGUAAAAAUAAUUUUAAAAAACGCAUAAAAAAUAUAAAAUCAAAAGACUUUCGAAAGUUACUGCAAUAAAAAAUGCCUUUUGUCGUUAUCAGAUGUGAAAAAAGUUCGAUAUCAGCAGGAGAUGAAUUUUCAAAUUUUAACUUUACGAUGUAAUCAGAUCGACUUGUGAACGCAAAUUUGACGAAGAAUUUGUUUCAUUCUCAAACGAAUAUGUAAAACCAAAAGAGUGUUCCGUAGCACUGAAACAAUUGAGAGAAAAGCGUGUACUUUGAAAUCAAAGGAAUGUCUGCUUGCAAAACGACUCGACAAAAAAUCGGUUCAGUUUGAACAGAAACUUUUUGCCCCCAGCGAUAAAAAUCUAUCUGCGAUGUUUAUGUGAAUACGUAAAAUUGCUUCCUCGUUUUCUAUUCCGUAAAAAAAUAAAAGACAAAAACUUUUUCGAGUCAACGUUAUUUGAGCUCGCUUGCUCCAGCAACGAAACCUUUUUUUUCGAUGGUUUCCGAUAAUCGAUAUUUGUUUACUCUUCACAGAAAUAUAUUUCUGAGUAAAUAAAAAGCCAAACAAAGAUAAAAUUGCGCAAUUUUUAGAAAAAUCCUCUACUGCGAGCCACGUGAACUUUUUGCACAAUGUAUUCAUUCCAGUGAUAAUCAAAUGCUUAGAAUUUAGCAUAUCAACGAGAAAUAUUUACGACAAAAAUAUACCGUAAGAUUGUUUAGCCAAACAAAGAAAGACGAAAAAAUAUCACUCCCGUCUGCAAACAUGGAGUUUCACCGCCGUCAUAAAUGACUUUACGAAAAAAUAUACAAAUUAUCGAUUUUAAAUGAAAAAUAAUCGUUUUCAUAUCAUCGAUACAGUACUUUUCUACAAUCCAUUUACGCAAGAAGAGUCCUCAUGAUUUUGAAACGUGAUCAAAAGUGGACGUGAGUGAUACGAAGAUGUAUUUUAUUACAUAGUAAUAUAUUACCUUUAUAUGUAUACAUCAAACGAAUAAAUCGAUAUGAAUUUACA